UGACUAAGUACGGCUCAUCCCGUGCUUGGCCUGCAGCUAAUUCUCGAUCGUACCUGCGCCUAUAUAAACUCCUCGGAGCAGCUUGAUCAGUACCGAGCACGCACGGCAAUUCAGGUGCAAAGCUAGGCUAGCAAAUACUUGAGCCGGCAGGAGGUCUAGCAAUGGCAAACGCCAAGCUUGUAGUCGUGGGCGUGGCCAUGCUUGUGAUCCUGCUGCAGGUGUCGACGUGCGCUGUGGCCCGGCACCACGCCAAGCCGGACCCGUGCGUCGGCCCCGACGACUACGUCUCGGGCAUCCUGCAUAAGCACAAGAAACCGCACUGCCCCUCGCCGGGCGGCAGCGGCGGCGGUGGCGGCACCCCAGGCGUGAUGACUGUGAACGGGUUCCAGAAAGGCGAGGACGGCGGGGCGCCGUCGGAGUGCGACGGCAAGUACCACAGCGACAAGGACAUGAUCGUGGCGCUGUCGACGCGCUGGUACGAGGGCGGACGCCGGUGCGGCAAGAUGAUCCGGAUCACCAGCAAGCACAACGGGCGCACCGUGGAGGCUAAGGUGGUGGACGAGUGCGACUCCAAUCACGGCUGCAAGACCAACAUCGUCGACACCUCCGAAGCCGUGUGGAAGGCCCUCGGGCUCGACAGCAACAUCGGCGAGGUGCCCGUCACAUGGGCCGACGCCUGAGGCCAUAUUCCCGGCCGGCCAUGCAUGGAUUCCAGAUUGCUCGAAGCGAGUCACGUACGAUGUGCGUGGAAGGAAAAGUUCUCUAGCUGUUUCCUGGCCUUGGGUACGUACGUGUGUAACUCUGUAUACGUUUGGAGUGCGAGUGUGUCGUUGUCGAUCUCGAUGGGCAGGUAGCUUGUCGAGUAACGUCGUUGCAGAAUAAAACUACCUGUCUGCGGAUGGUAGUGCGGGUUUAUCUUGUACUAAGAGCCACGCGUGUGUACGUGUCGAUCGGUGUGUGUCUCAGUUUACUAUUGCUGUUUUCUG
Molecule: messenger RNA, 986 nt
Organism: Hordeum vulgare subsp. vulgare (domesticated barley)
Lineage: Eukaryota; Viridiplantae; Streptophyta; Magnoliopsida; Poales; Poaceae
Product: putative ripening-related protein 6
Exons: 1
Coding region: 162-680 (172 amino acids)
Source: RefSeq, a predicted model, not a curated record